UCGUCGGAGUGGGAAAGGUGGGGCCUGGUCCUGGGUAUGUGGUGAGGCGAGCGUGGUCGGAUUCUGGAGUGAAGCGGCCGCCAACUUCUAGGUCCUGAUGCCUGACCAUGGGGAUGUGAGCCUCCCGCCUGAAGACCGGGUGAGGGCUCUCUCUCAACUGGGUAGUGCAGUGGAAGUGAACGAAGACAUUCCACCCCGCCGGUACUUCCGCUCUGGAGUGGAGAUGAUCCGAAUGGCAUCCAUUUACUCAGAGGAAGGCAACACCGAACAUGCCUUCAUCCUCUAUAACAAGUAUAUCACACUCUUUAUUGAGAAACUUCCAAAGCAUCGGGAUUACAAGUCAGCCAUCAUUCCUGAGAAGAAAGACAUGUUAAAGAAAUUGAAGGAGAUUGUGUUUCCCAAAGCAGAAGAGCUGAAGGCCGAGUUGUUAAAACGAUAUACCAAAGAAUACCGAGACUACCAUGAAGAGAAGAAGAAGGAAGCAGAGGAGCUUGCCCAGAGCCUGGCCAUGCAGCAGCAGCUGGAGAAGGAAAGGCAGAGGGUCGCACAGCAGAAGCAGCAGCAGUUGGAACAGGAACAGUUCCAUGCCUUUGAGGAGAUGAUCCGGAACCAGGAGCUAGAGAAAGAACGGAUGAAAAUCGUACAGGAGUUUGGAAAGGUGGACUCUGGUCUCAGUGGCCCACUGGUGCCUGGCGUGGACAAACCCUCCAUAGAUGUGUUCCCCAUCACGCCUGCCUCAUCCACGCAGUCUCCCGACUGCAAUACAAGUGUCGAGCCAGCUAAGCCACCUGUGGUGGACAGGUCCUUGAAACCCGGGACACUGAGCAACUCAGAAAGUACGCCUACAAUUGAUGGACUGCGCCACAUGGUGGUGCCUGGCAGACUCUGUCCACAGUUUCUCCAGCUAGCCAGUGCCAACACUGCCCGGGGAGUAGAGACAUGCGGAAUUCUCUGUGGAAAACUGAUGAGGAACGAAUUUACCAUCACCCAUGUUCUCAUCCCCAAGCAAAGUGCUGGGUCUGAUUAUUGCAACACCGAGAACGAAGAAGAGCUCUUCCUAAUCCAGGACCAGCAGGGGCUCAUCACACUGGGCUGGAUUCACACUCACCCCACGCAGACGGCCUUUCUCUCCAGUGUUGACCUGCACACGCACUGCUCCUACCAGAUGAUGCUCCCAGAGUCCAUAGCCAUCGUCUGCUCGCCCAAGUUCCAGGAAACUGGAUUUUUUAAACUAACUGACCAUGGACUAGAGGAGAUUUCUACCUGUCGCCAGAAAGGAUUUCAUCCCCACAGCAAAGAUCCACCUCUGUUCUGUAACUGCAGCCACGUGACUGUUGUGGACAGAGCGGUGACCAUCACAGACCUACGAUGAGAUUGUGACCCUGGCACUUUCCGAGAACUCCCACCGCAUCAUGUACUGUAGCCCUGCAAUCAAAAACGCCCAUGGACCCUGGGCACCUUUUACAGUAGAAUAGGAAGCAAGUACCCCUGUGGGAAGGGGACUGAUUUUUCUAUUUCUGAUUUGGGGGUGGAAAUCAUCGAAUAUAUUUUUCGGCAAGUCUGAGGGAAAAGCAUGAAUUGCAUUAAAAGCCGUUGUCAGCCUGCCUGUCGGUCCGAUUUCAAACACUACGUUGAAUGGCAUCCUCAACGCCCAGCUCUCUUCUCGUGCGCUGUGCCUGUUGGCUAACGUUUUCUCCUCCCCGCCCUCCUCACUCCUCCACCAGCUCGUUUCUCUUUGCCCUCGGGACUGAAGAAGGGCCCCUUUGCAAAGGGGGGAGCCGGAAGAGCAGCUCUUGGGUGGCCGGGGAGUUGGGGCAUUACCCUUGGGCUCACGUCGCAGAGGGAAGAGGGGUAACUCGUGCAUCUGCCCGGACGCAGAGGCUUGUUAACACCAGAAUCAUCCUGUCAGGAAUGCCUGCCCUUGAGCAAGGUUCCCAGGUGUCAUUCCUCUCCAAUAAAGUCAGGAGUUCAUUUA
Messenger RNA from Echinops telfairi (small Madagascar hedgehog), 1975 nucleotides. It is a transcript of the gene STAMBP, whose product is annotated as STAM binding protein. Gene Ontology annotation, biological process: protein K63-linked deubiquitination. Bases 98 to 1372 code for a protein of 424 amino acids. The record is from RefSeq and is a predicted model, not a curated record. Gene Ontology annotation, cellular component: endosome; cleavage furrow. Lineage: Eukaryota; Metazoa; Chordata; Mammalia; Afrosoricida; Tenrecidae. The transcript is spliced from 10 exons. Gene Ontology annotation, molecular function: protein binding; K63-linked deubiquitinase activity; metal-dependent deubiquitinase activity.